Molecule: messenger RNA, 2340 nt
Organism: Durusdinium trenchii
Lineage: Eukaryota; Dinophyceae; Suessiales; Symbiodiniaceae
Source: the annotation of a GenBank genome assembly
AUGGCAGCCUUGCUUUUGCUCCUGCUGACAUGGUUGAGUGCUGGGAGCAAAAACCCACAGAAGACAUAUAGCUACUGCAUCGUUGGUGCUGGCCCAGCUGGCAUUCAGCUUGGGCACUUCCUAUUUCAUGCAGGCAGAGAUUACAUAAUCUUCGAGAGAAACAGCAAUGCGGGAAGUUUCUUCGAGAAGUUUCCGCGGCACAGAAAGCUGAUAUCGUUGAACAAACGCUUUGUCAGAGAAGGGCGAGCUGCUGAUUUUGCCUUCCGUCAUGAUUGGAACUCUUUGAUUGAUCUUCGUGAGAAUCGUACUCAGCCAGUGACUCAGAGAUCUUCAGAGCUCUUCCCACAUGCAGAUGUACUUGUGGGGUACUUGCGAGAGUUUGCUGAAGAACAGCGAGAUUUCAUCCGCUACAACUCGGAGGUGGUCAAAGUUAGCCGUCAAGAACUCAGUCCUGGCCAGGUGUUCACCAUCAAGCUGGAGGGUGGAGACAUGACCCAGUGCGGUGAGGUGAUUUUGGCACACGGAUUGACUGUGCCUAGGCAAGGCCAACAGAUGAUUGAUGGACUCGAUUUGGUGGACCGCUACGAGGACAUGCCGGCUACUGGAGAAUCAUUUGAAGGGAAGUCCGUCAUGAUCCUGGGCAUGGGGAAUGCAGCCUUGGAAGCGGCCCAGGAACUCCAAAAGUAUACCGCUGAGGUGCAUGUCUUGGCACGUCCACGGCCUUUGCCGGAAGGUGGUGAAGGGGUACGCUUUGCAUACCAGACGCACUAUGUGGGUGACAUUCGAGCUGGUCGGACUUCUAUACUCGACACCUACUUAUUGAAGAGCUUGGAUGUCUUUGACUUUGAUGCUCUUCAGGACCACAGAGUGAUUGUCCUUCCUUGCAAGGGCAACCGCAGAUGCGUUUGGGUGGCGACUGACGAUGUGUGUGCCGACGAACGAUGUCGAAAGCACUUUUACUCGGACGAACAAAACAUGAGUCUCAUGCUCUACAUGGGACGCAUUGCAUCUCAGCACGAGCCACGCGUGCGUGAAACCUUGGAGCGCCUGGCUCCAGAUGAGGAAGGCCAUGGUUGGGUCUUGGACGUUGCGGAGGAUGUUGAGCCAAAGGUGGAAAGCUAUUUUGCCACAUCUGCAGUUCCGGAGACGAUCGAUCCGAGUGUGUUUGAAGGAUCCUUCACGUGGGUUCUGGUCAAUUCAAGACUCCUGAGAGAAAAGCCUGAACUGAUGGAUGCCAUGGCAGACUUCCGCAUGAAGUAUGCUGCCAAACACACCCGCUUUCCGGUGGAUCACGUCAUCCGCUGCUUUGGCUGGACGAUGGAUACAAGUUUCCUAGACCUCUCCACCAAGCCAGAGAUGCUUGAACAUGGAAAAUAUCCGAACAUCUCCACCACCUUUCAAGUCUCUGGAAUUCCGGGACUUUAUGCAGCUGGAACCAUCAGUCAUAGCCUGGAUUUUCGAAAGUCCGCUGGUGGCUUCAUCCAUGGUUUCCGAUACACCACUCGGACUCUUUUUCAUUUGCUGGAAGAGAAAAACUUUGGUGCCGCAUGGCCACAGAUCUCUUUCGUGCUGGAUCGAGUUGAAGAGUUGACCUCACCGGUCCAUGAGUCGGUGCCGUGGCUUUGCGAGAAGACUCCGUCCGAGCCUGGCUCGGGAGUGGCACACCUGGCACAAGAACUUUUGGACCGGAUUAAUGAGGCUUCUGGGCCUUACCAAAUGUUUGAGUUCCUGGGCGACAUGGUCCUCUUCGAGAAGAAUAGCUCUACUGAGGCCUGGAACGCUCGCUACCUUCUGGAGGUUCCGCUUGAAGAUUUCCACCAUCGCUAUGCUGCCACGGCCAGACUCACUUGGGUCUUCCGAUACAACGAGCACUUUCAUGGUCCAGUCGUGCUGUCAAGUGCUCGCGUUGGGGCUGUGGAAGCACAUCGGGCGCACAAAUCAAACUUUUUGCAUCCCUAUAUUGCAUAUUUUCUGGCCAAUGCUUCCAAGCCUGCCAGGGAGCAUUGGCUGCCAGAGGAUGUACAUACUCAGUGGCACGCAGAUGAAGUGACUUUGCCCUUACGCAACUUUGUGGCGCUGAUCGUGAACGAACUCAUCGAUGGUCCGGCCCAGGACUCGAGGGGGGCAUUGAAUGAGCUUGAGGCGGCCGAGGAGAAGACCAAGGAACAGGUGAAGAAACUAAAACAACUUGCCACUGCAUACAAGAAAUUGGAAUCCGAGAAGAAUGAAUUGGAGGCCAAGCUGAAAUCAGCACAUGGCUCUCCCAAGGCUGGCAAAGUGCCUCACGAGGUCAUUGGCAAAGUGCAGAUGGCCUUGGCAGCAGGUGCAGCUGUGACCUGA